AUGUGGCCAUGGCUGGCCGAUCGCGGCGCCAGCCUUGCUCUCGGCUACCUCGGGCGGUGCCCCGCGGCGCCGAGCUGCCCGCCCUGCCCGAGCUGUAACUUCGCCUGCGCGCACGUUGUGUGCCCGGCCGCGCCGCCGUGCCCGGCCUGCCCCGCGGGGGCCUUCCCGGCGGCCGCGCCUCAUGAGGUGCCGGCCGCCCCGCGGGGCCCACAGGCGCCGCCUGCCGGGCCGUGCCCGGAGCCAGCGCCCUGUGCGGGCGGGACUGGAGGCUGGUGGAUAUUCCUGCUCGGCCUCCUCGCGGGCGUGCUCCUCAGCGCGCUGGUCCGAGCCGCCUGGCGAGCGGCGGUGGCCUCCGCCCGGGUCUUCGUGGCUCCCCGAGCGCGUCCAGCUGACGCGCCGGCCCUGGCGGACGAGCAGCCUGCCGCCGCAGCCGCCCCUGGCGGGCUCUCGGAGGCAACGCCAUCAUCGCUGAGGAGACGGCAUGGCGGCAUGGCGGCCCGCACGCUUGACAUGCCAGAACGACAGAUCUUGGUUGAUUUCUUCGACGACCCCAUCCUGGCCACGCCGAAUCCUGGACAGUGGAUAUGCUCGACGCCAGACCUGAGCAUUCAGAUCAUCGGCGUCACGACUCACAGGGUGAUCCCUCUCACGCGGGACUCAGAGUUCCCUCGGCGGGUCAGGGGCGAGGUCUACGCUUUCGACCCUCUGACCCCAGAGGAGCUCCAGCAGGUCCGCCGGGAAGCCAAGGAGCUGCUGGCCGUCUACGGGCUCACGGGGGCCGCGGACGCGCAGCCAGAGGGUGGGCGGUGGCUGAUCGCCGACCCCGCUCACCCGGGCUUCGGUGAUGCGCUCCCUGCUGCGGCCCUCGCCGACGGGGACAGCCUCAUCAUCCGAGGCGAUCGGGGUCUCGCCUGCGUGGACGAGGAUUGGCUCGCCGUCGAGAGGGUGCUGGACGAGGACCUAGACAACUGGCGGCUCCUCAAGUCGACUGGCGCGGGCCGCGACAGGCGGAUCCUUGGCGACGAGCGCGUCAACGGGGUGCCUGUGCUCUCUCUGACCGCCGCGGCGCGGGCCAGCAGCAAGGCCCUGCGGCCUGGCUGGCCUUUCCGCGGCGACGCCUGCGCCCCGGAGCUGGUCAUGGCGCUCGUCGCUGCUGGGAUCAUCUUCAUCGCGCACCACCUGGACUGGAGGACGAAGUCGGGGGUCAGUACCACGUCGGGCGUCUGCAGGACGCACCGCCGCAUCUGCGAGGGCCUCGACCAGGCCAUCUGCUACGACCAGCUCGACUUCGCCAACUGCGCGGUCAUCGAACACCUUGCCCGCUGGCUCUACGAGGUCGAGUCUGCGGUCAGAAGGAAUCCGAAGGUGCCGGACUUCACGAACCUGGGCGGCAUCUUCGCGGCUCCAAUGGCCGAGGACGGGCGGACGCAGUUGCCGACCCUCUCCAAGUGGGUCUCCUCGCUCCGCCGCGACGAAGCUCAGAUCAUGAAGCAGGAGCGGCUCUGGAGCGAGGAGCGCGGGAUCGACCACACCAAGCACAAGGGCAAGGGCGGCAAGGGGCCAGGCCGCGGCGGCGGCAAGGGCCCCAACCCCUCGGCCGACUUGGCGUCCGACGAUGCCGGCGACGGCCCUCGACCUGAUCCGGCCAAGGACUACCGCACCAUCCAGGGUCACAGUCACGGAGACCCCUUCCCCCUCCCGCUGUCUGGGGAGGCGCAGCGCUCGAUCAUCUCGCGCGUCGGCCGGCGCAUCGAGAACUACGGAGAACGGCCCGACAUCCUGCCCGCCACCGCCUACGCCGACCUCAUCAAGAGUCACGACCUGUACUCGGGGCAGCCGAUGAACCUGAAGCCGUAUGACCCCGACCUCCUCAAUGCACUCCAUCGCGACCGUCGCCCUCAGGAGCUUCGCGGUUGCCUGGGGUCUGAGGGUCGCAGGUACCUGGACAACGCCGACGAGCUCAUCUUCAGGACUGAGGCCGAGCUGGACGCCCUCCAGGAGAGCGAGCUGAUCCAGGCCAUCACGCCGCCCUGGGACCCGAUCCUCAAGAACAACCGCCGGGCCAGGAUCGGUUUCAUCAAGCGCCCCGCCUCCGUGGGCCUCGUCGGGUUCAGGCUCUUCGUCCGCGGCCGCAUCGGCGCCUUCUGCGUGAGCAAGAAGGCCUUGCGGUCUCAGGGCGUCGACCCCGUGGCGGCCGACAUCCACGCGGCUGGCCUGGACCUCAAUGACGGGUUCUACCAGUUCGCGAACGACGAUCUCGCGGACUGGUUCGGGUUCAACUACCCGGAGGCCGCGUCCGACUUCGGCGACCCGCUGGUGCACAUCCCCGCCGACGGCCGUUUCGUCCAGGUGUCGAGCGACACUCGGGUCUUCGCGGUCUUCCGGGGUCUCUUGAUGGGCCGGUCGUGGUCACUGUUCUUUUGCCGAGAUCUUCUGGAGGAGGCCUGGCGCAAGUGCCUCCUGAGCCUGGGGCGCGAUGACGGCGGCCGCCUGGUGCACGAGCGGCGCCCCGCGCCCUUGCUGGCGCCCGGCCGCCCGCUGCCCCAGCCCUACGUCGACGACGCCAACGUCAUCGGCUUCAACCGCAGGGACAUCGCGCAGCGCUUGGACGAGCGAGCCCCCCUGGGCCGCCGCCUGCUGGACGAGCUCCGAGCGGUGAAGGGCCUGCUGCUGCUUGCCGACGUGGACCUCGCCGCCCCCUGGUCGCGCGUAGUCUACUGCAGCGACGCGUCAGGCGGCGAGCUGCGCGGCUGGACAGGCUGGCCCUUCGCCGUCGCGGGGAACGGCGGCCACGCCCUCCACGAGAUGGCUUGCGCCGACUACGAAGUCGCGCAGGCCUUCAAGUACCGCGAGCGCUGGAGGUUCAAGAUGGAGGGGGAGGAGCUGGUCGCGCCGGGGGCCCCGAGUGACGGGAUCCGCGGCUGGGCCCCUGAGCCCGCGGCCACCUCCGACCUGCUCAUCGCCGGCCUCCUGGCGCCCUGCGCCAAGCCGUCGGCCCGGGCCUGGCGCCUCUAUCUUGGUCUGAAGCACCUGCUGCGUGUGCGCCGUGCGUCUGGCCGUGCCCUACGUGUCGUGUAUGGCCACCUGGUCAACCACUUCGUGAUCGCGCGGCCGGCGCUCUCGGCGUUGGAUGAGGGGCGCCGCUUCAUCGCGCAGCGCUUGGACGAGCGAGCCCCCCUGGGCCGCCGCCUGCUGGACGAGCUCCGAGCGGUGAAGGGCCUGCUGCUGCUUGCCGACGUGGACCUCGCCGCCCCCUGGUCGCGCGUAGUCUACUGCAGCGACGCGUCAGGCGGCGAGCUGCGCGGCUGGACAGGCUGGCCCUUCGCCGUCGCGGGGAACGGCGGCCACGCCCUCCACGAGAUGGCUUGCGCCGACUACGAAGUCGCGCAGGCCUUCAAGUACCGCGAGCGCUGGAGGUUCAAGAUGGAGGGGGAGGAGCUGGUCGCGCCGGGGGCCCCGAGUGACGGGAUCCGCGGCUGGGCCCCUGAGCCCGCGGCCACCUCCGACCUGCUCAUCGCCGGCCUCCUGGCGCCCUGCGCCAAGCCGUCGGUGAUCGCCCGGCGCCUCCCUCGCACGAGGACCGUCGUCGCGCAGGGUGCCGCGCCAGCCCUGGACGACGCCCUCCUUGUCCGCAGCCGCUGGAAGAUGAUCGUGCGGGGCCUCGUCCGCGCCUCGCGUGACCCCCGCAUGCACGGCCUCCGCAUCGGCAGCUCGGGCGACAACAUGGCGGCGCUCCUCAGCUUCGAGAAGGAGCGCGCCCGGGACAAGGCCCUCCUCCAGCUCUGCCGAGUCAGCGCCGCCCGGCAGAUCGGGUGCGAGAUCCAGUGGAAGCAGCGCCACUGCGAGUCAGGCCGCAACCCGACGGAUGCCGACAGCCGUGCAGCCGACCUGGGACACGUUCUAUCUGACCACCCUCAGCGUGGCUGCCAGCGCGCCCUGGCCAGCAUCGAGUCGGCCAACGCAGGGUUUGCGGCGGAGCCUCCGGGGCCUCCCGCCCGUGUGCGCCGCCCUGCGCCCAUCGAGCCGGCCGCCGGCCUCUCGCCCGGCGAGGCAGCUGCGCGCCUGGCUCGGGUAGGCGCCUUCGCGCGGCGGAGGCGCCUCGUCGGGACCGCAGCCGUCGCCGGGCAUUUUGCGAGCUCUGCGCGGGCGCCGGCAGCUGGGUCCGAGCUCUUCAGCUGGGGCCCCCUCAUGGACUUCCUGAAGGCCUCAGGGAGCCACAGCCACGAGAUCCUCCAGGGCAAGGCGUCCCUCACCUCGCCCUCGGGGGCCAUCCGCAGCCAUUGGAAGACCAGCCUUGCGGGGGCCUGCCCACCUAAGCGCCGGGCCGGGGCGCGCGCGGCCGAGAGCGUCGGGGCGCGCCGGCGCGAGCGGGCAGUCGGAGCGGACAGGCCCUACCUCAAACACCAGCGCGUCCAGCCCCGCGCCGUCUCCUUGCGCCGCGAGGCCCACCGCAAGUUCAGCCAGUGGGCGUCCGAGCAGCACCUCCGCCGGGUGUCCAUGGACGAGACCGACCUGGCCAUGACAAGGUACCUCGACCACCUGUACUUCCAAGGGCUCAGCAUCGCCCACGCCAGGAACGCCGUCCACGGGGCGAUCUUCGUGAAGGAUUACCCGCGAAGGUCGCCGACCACCAUGUACCGUGCCAAGGACGCCCUGGCCGGAUGGUUCAAAGCAGGGCCCGAUCGAGUCAGAGAUCCUCUGCCGUGGGAGGCAGCGGCGUUGAUCGCCGACGACCUCGCCGAGAGAGACCGCGAGGGGGUCGCCGCCACUGGGGCCCUGCUCGUCAGCUUCGACGGGUACAUCAGGCCGAGCAACACCCUGGCCAUCACGAGCCGCGAGGUGAGCCAGCGCCAGGCCCGGUCCAACCCCAACUACCCGAGCCUCGUGGUCACGAUCGCGCCUCAGGCCGACGACCAUGGUCAGCAGCCUGCCCCGUCGACCAAGUCGGGGGACCACGACUGCACCAUCGUCUUCGGCGACCAAGCCAGUCUGAAGGCCAACAGGGGCAUCUGCCGCGACGCCCUGCUCUGGGCCUCUCGCAGGCCCGACGCGGCAGGCCCCUCUUCGACAUCAGCCUCGCAAGGUACGAGCAACUCUUCAACCAAGCCGUGGCGGACGUGAAGCUGGGCUCUCUCAAAGCCACGCCGCACUGUGCAAGACGCGGGGGCCCGAGCAUCGACG
Prorocentrum cordatum is the source of this 5181-nucleotide messenger RNA. The record is from the annotation of a GenBank genome assembly. NCBI's taxonomy places the organism in Eukaryota, Dinophyceae, Prorocentrales, Prorocentraceae.